This is a messenger RNA of Molossus molossus (Pallas's mastiff bat), 2082 nucleotides long. It is a transcript of the gene ODAD1, whose product is annotated as outer dynein arm docking complex subunit 1. Bases 1 to 2082 code for a protein of 693 amino acids. Gene Ontology annotation, cellular component: axoneme. NCBI's taxonomy places the organism in Eukaryota, Metazoa, Chordata, Mammalia, Chiroptera, Molossidae. The transcript is spliced from 15 exons. The record is from RefSeq and is a predicted model, not a curated record. Gene Ontology annotation, biological process: cilium movement; outer dynein arm assembly.
AUGCCUUUAGGACUUUCUGCAGGGACCGUCCGCUCCGAGGAUGGAAGUGAGGUCUUCCUGGAAGGAAUGGUGGACUGGGAGCUGAGCCGUCUGCAGCGACAGUGCAAAGUGAUGGAGGGUGAAAGGCAGGCCUACAGCAAGGAAGUCCACCAGCGCAUCAAUAAGCAAUCUGAGGAGAUCCAGCGCCUACAGGAGUUGCGGGACAAACUGCAGGUGCAGAUCAGCGUUGCCCAGAGCCAGGUCAAGCGUCUGCAGGACAAUAAGAGGCUGGAGAACAUGAACCACUUGCUGAAGUGCCGGGCCCAGGUGGAGGCUGAGAUCAAGGAGCUGCAGAAGCAGAACAGAGCCCUGGACAGGCAGCUCCAGGACUGGGAGACCCGGAUCUUUGUCUGUGGUAAAGAUGCCAGGACCCCAGGAGUCAUCCUGGAUCAGAAGGCCAAGGUCCGGAAAAGGAUCAAGGUUGUGGAAAACCAGUUGGACAGGGUCACCUGUCGCUUUGACUCCCAACUGGUGCAGAAUGCAGCUCUGAGGGAGGAGCUGGAUCUCCUACUGAUCGAGAGGAACCGCUACCUGAAUGGGGACCGCAAGCUGCAGAAGGAGAUCCAGCACCAGAGGGACAACCUCAGCGCCCUCAUCUCCUCCUCCACCUCAGCCUACACCCUCAGGGAGGAAGCGAAGACCAAGAUGGGGCUGCUGCGGGAGAGGGUGGACAAGGAGGUGGUCCAGAACGAGACGGAGGUGCAGGUCCUGCAGCGGCAGAUAGCGCACCUGGAGCAGCUGCACCGCUUCCUCAAGCUCAAGAACCACGACCGGCUGCCGGACCCGGUCGUCCUGGAGAAGCGCGAGAAACGGGCCCGGGAGGUGGCCGAGGGCCUCCGGAAGACCUCCCAGGAGAAGCUGGUGUUGCGUUACCAGGACGCCCUGAAUAAACUGUCCCAGAUGACCGGGGAGAGCAACCCGGACCUGCUGGUGGCCAAGUACUUGGAGAUGGAGCAGCGGAACUUCGCCGAGUUCAACUUCAUCAAUGAGCAGAACUCGGAGCUGGAGCGUCUGCAGGAGGAGAUCAAGGAGAUGCAGGGGGCCAUGGAGAGAGCGCGCACUGGCGAGUCCACCCGGCAGUCACUGCAACAGGAGAAGGGGGCCACGCUGCAGCAGCGCUUAGAAGCAGCGCGCUCCGAGGCCGAUAACCUCGAGGCCCGCUCCCAGGAGCUACAGCGGCAGCUGGAGAAGCUCAAGGCCGCCAUCCAGACGCUCUUCACCAGGGCCAACUGUGACAGCACCAUCAUUGACGACCUCCUGGGGGUCAAGACCUACAUGCGUGACCGCGACAUACACCUCUUUCUGGGCCUCAUUGAGAAGCGACUGGUGGAGCUCCUGACAGUGAAGGCCUACCUCAACAUCCAGAGCUACACCUCUUCCAGCUUGGCUACCGCUGCCCUCCUGGUGCUGGGCCAGAGCCCCGAGGAUCUUCCAAAGAAGGUGGCCCCACCUCAGCUCCCGGACAACCUGGAGGACCCCCCAGGCUUUGAGGUCAAAGAAGACUAUCCUCUGAGCAAGGAGGAGCUGCUGAGCCAUGUGAUGAAGGCGCUGGAGGCCCGCGAGCAGUCCCGGGAGCAGCACCUGAAGGAGCUGAUGGAGAUAGCGAAGAAGAUGGACAGCAGCUUGAGCAUGUCCCUCUCCAGUACCCAGAAGGCCGGCUCGGGCACACCCCUGGCGAUCCCCAGGAACGCCAGCGUUGCCCCUGGGUCCCUCAUGAGCCAUAGGACUAACGGCAUCCUGAUGUCCCCUGGCCAUGCCACCAGCUCCACUAUUGGCCAUGUCACCUUUGGUGACCCUAGCUCCACUGUAGGCCACAUGACCCUUAGCUCCACCAGCAGCCAGGGCUCAACUGGGGGCCGCAUGACCUUCAGAUCCAGAAGCCCUAGCAGCCACCCGGCGUCCACUGGGUACUCGGAGUCCAGCGGGGGCCCCGAAAGCGCGGGGGGCAAGCAGAGAGGCACCGGGUCAGACCUGAGCGCCGGCCCUGCCUCCAGCACCAGCCCCGGCUCCACCGUGAGCAAAGACACCGAGAGCUUCGACUAG